This is a messenger RNA of Pocillopora meandrina, 1401 nucleotides long. The record is from the annotation of a GenBank genome assembly. NCBI's taxonomy places the organism in Eukaryota, Metazoa, Cnidaria, Anthozoa, Scleractinia, Pocilloporidae.
AUGGACGCCUUUUCGGAAAGAUGUAAAAACAAAACGGUAGAUAUCCUGGCUUUCCUUUGGUCCACCAGUUUAAAAACUGAAAAGUUUAUAGAAGUAGAGAAAAAGAUGAAUUCUUUGGAAUUAGACUUAACUGCUCAACACAUGGACAAUUUGAUAAGGAAUCUUUCGGGUUUUAACCUUGAAGUUGACAAGAUCGAAAGAGAUGGGAACUGUUUUUUCAGAGCAGUUGCCUCACAGCUCAAUAGACACCUGAGGGAAUAUAAGGAACAUAUCGAAGGGCAUUGCACUUCCCUUGGAUUAGGAAUUAGUGAAGCCUUCGACACACGUAGACUUAGGGAGCUGUUUGUGAAAGAAGUCUCUGAUAACAUUGAAGAGUACAGAGACUGGAUGACAACUGGCGUUAAUGGGUUAGAGGAAGUUUACAAAUUUAGCCAAGACGGAUUUUUCGCAAAUGAAGUUGGUGAUUUAUGCGCGAGAGCAACAGCUAAAGUCUUGAAAAUUCCAAUUGUGAUUAUUACCGCUCUCCUUCAACACCUACGGUGCCAUUCCUACCACACGAAUUCCUUACCACCACACCCAUCUACAUUGCAUAUGAUCAUUCUGGGCCAGGCCACUACGAUGCCACAAAAGGUACUCGAUAAUUGUUCAAUAACCUUAGGUUAAAUUAGCAGUUAUAAAUUCUGAUAAUGCUACAUACCUCCUCAUAUAUCGAGGUUUGAACUGAGAAUUUUUCGAGAUCCUCCCGAUGUCUUGGCACCCUUAUAAGGUUGAAGUCUUGUACUAGUACUAAGUUGUAAAUGCUUACGUUAAUAAAACUGAGCCGGAAAUCAUUUAAUGGAGAAAAUGAUGUUUUCUUCAUUUGUGCUGAAACGAAUUCUGUAAAUCGAGGUUAUUUCAGAUAUAAGCAAUAACUAUUUACCGACGUGUCGGUGGCUAAUAGUAGACAUUUAACGAGCCGCGAAGCAGCUUGGCAAAUAUUCACUAAUAGCCACGACACUGAGGCGAAUAGCUGUUUUUAGUACACACUAAAUCAGUGAGAUAAUAUGGCACAAAAAGAUGAUUUUAAUAAUCAAUUUAUUCCUGUACGUGCGGCAGCGUGAAACUCGCGAGUUUCUCGGAGGUAAAUAGCAAAGGAUAUUCAGAGUUUGAGUAGCCAGUCAGAGCACACCUUCAACGCUGUCCACUGCUUUAGUAUAUACUAAUGACCUUUAACUUGUCGAAACCUUGUCGAAAACCAUUGCAUUAAUUCUUGACAUGGUUUCAUCGUUUCAGAAGUUUCAAGUGAGAAUGGCUGUGACGAACAAGCGAAGGAAACAAGAUGCACUUGCGGUAAAAACAAGAAAAAUAAGUCAGUUUCAGACAUUUUCUGUGUUUCUGGUAAAUGCCCGUGCCACAAAGUGA